Messenger RNA from Fragaria vesca subsp. vesca, 854 nucleotides. Its product is annotated as auxin-induced protein 10A5-like. NCBI's taxonomy places the organism in Eukaryota, Viridiplantae, Streptophyta, Magnoliopsida, Rosales, Rosaceae. The record is from RefSeq and is a predicted model, not a curated record. Gene Ontology annotation, biological process: response to auxin. The coding region runs from base 282 to 650 and encodes 122 amino acids. The transcript has a single exon.
UCUCUCACUCAAUCUCUUCUUCUUCACCAUAUAUGUGGGUUGUUCUUGGUCAUAGUUUAUCAUGAGCAAUAUUCCCAAGUCCCUCACCGACUCUGCCCUAACCAUCUUCAAGCUCGCAAUCUCUGCCUCCGAUCCUUGGCCUUUUUCUGUCUUCUUAUAACAGAUCCCACAAGCCUAGUUUCCUUUAGUUUUAGGCGAAAACAAACAAACAAACCCUAGUUUCUUUUCGGGGUUUCAACAAGAUUGUCAAGACGAGGGCUGUUUCAUACUUUCUAGCGAAAAUGGGCCUCCUCGGCAGCGGCGGCGGUGACAAAGUUCACCACCACCACCAGAGCCAGCUGAGCUUUCAGUUUCUGAAGAAAGAAGCGACGGACAUCCCAAAAGGGUGUAUGGCGGUGAUGGUGGGCGAGGAGCAGAAGAGGUUUGUGAUCCCGGUGGCUCACAUCAACCACCCGCUGUUCUAUCACCUUCUCAAGGAAGCGGAGAAGGAGUACGGUUUCGACCACGACGGUCCGAUCACCAUCCCUUGUCACGUAGAGGAGUUCCUCGCCGUGGAGGGGGAGAUCUGCAAGGAGAAGUCGGCAGUCAACGAUGAGGAGCACCACCACCAUCACCACCAUCACCAUGUGUGGUGUUUCAAGGCUAUGUGACGUCAUAUUUGUAAAUACUAUGUCCUGCGGUUCUCUUUUAUAUAAUUCUUCAGGACGAUAAUUCGUUUAUAGUUUCGACGAUGAUGAUGAAAAAGAAGAUGAUCAUUGUAGUAGGCCGGGUUUUGAUUUUGGUUUUUAAUGUUUGAAGAUUUAUUCAUCAAUAAAAGAAAGGUUCUUGAUUUUGCUUUGCCUUUUAAUUUCGUC